Molecule: messenger RNA, 2293 nt
Organism: Centrocercus urophasianus (Greater sage-grouse)
Lineage: Eukaryota; Metazoa; Chordata; Aves; Galliformes; Phasianidae
Gene: HEXD
Product: hexosaminidase D
Exons: 12
Coding region: 1-1482 (493 amino acids)
Biological process (GO): carbohydrate metabolic process
Molecular function (GO): hexosaminidase activity
Source: RefSeq, a predicted model, not a curated record
AUGCACUCGACGCGCCGCGCUCGGACUGCCGGGGCGGAGAGAGGGGAGGAGCGAGAGCGGCCGGAGCCGUCGAACGAGAUGCGGCGGCACCUGGUGCACCUGGACCUGAAGGGCGCUCCGCCCCGUGCCGCGUACCUGGCCGAGGUGCUGCCGCUGCUCCGCGCGAUGGGCGCCACCGGGCUGCUGCUGGAGUACGAGGACGCGUUUCCCUACGCGCCGCCGCUGGAGGCGCUGAGCGCGCCGCACGCCUACAGCCGCACGGAGCUGAGGCAGCUGCUGGGCCGCGCCGCGGAGCUGGGGCUGGAGGUGGUGCCGCUGGUGCAAAGCUUCGGGCACAUGGAGUUCGCGCUGAAGCACAAGGAGUUCGCGCAUCUCCGUGAGGUGAAGCUGUUCCCCAACGCCCUCAACCCGCACAAGGAGGAGGCGCUGGCGCUGGUCAGAGCCAUGAUCGACCGCGUCAUGGAGCUGCAUCGGGACCUGAGGUGGUUCCACAUCGGCUGCGAUGAGGUCUACUACCUUGGUGAAGGAGAGGAGUCCAAGGAAUGGCUGCAACAACAAGGGAACACGCCAGAGAAGCUGUGCUUAUUCCAUAUAAAAGCAGUUGCAAGUUAUGUGGUUUCGUCUUACCCCACUGUGACUCCCAUCGUGUGGGAUGACAUGCUGAGAGGGAUCAGCGAGGAAACACUGGCAGAAUCUGGGGUCCCACAGCUGGUGCAGCCUAUGAUCUGGGACUAUGCUGCAGACCUGGAUGUGGAGAGCAAAGUGCUUCUUAUAGAGAAGUAUCGUAGAUGUGGCUUCUCCAAGGUGUGGUUUGCUAGCGCUUUUAAGGGCGCUACAGGAGUGAAUCAGUCUCUAACACUUAUUGGACACCACUUAAAAAACCACCUUCAGUGGCUGAAAGUAGCAAGCAGCAUCCCUGCUGAUGUGCUCCAAGGUAUCGCGCUGACUGGCUGGCAGAGGUAUGAUCACUUCUCUGUUUUGUGUGAGCUUUUCCCCGUGGCAAUUCCAUCACUGGCUGUAUGUCUGCAGGCACUAGAGAAUGGUGGCUAUUCUGAAAAGGUUAAAGAAAAUGUGGAAAAGCUCCUGGGAAUGUCCAAUCUGGAAUUAGAUACUUUCAUGAGCACAAGUACGGGGACCUUUCCUGGCAGCAAUAUUCUUACCCUUGUGACACAAGUUAGCUUCUACCUCAAGUCAUCAGUGGAUGAACUUCUUGAAAGGAACAGGUAUGUCACAGGCUGGUUCAGUCCCUACCACAGAAAAAGGAAGAUUAUUCAUCCUAUAAUAAUGCAUCACUUUCAGCCAGAUGCAAUAAGUCUUCUGUCCAAGUGGAAUGCUGUGGUGCAAGACCUCCAGGCAGCCAUGGAGCAAGUCUUCCACAAGUGUACUGUAGAGGAGUGGAUGGAGGAGAAUGUCCACCCCAGCCUAGAAAAGCUGCAGCAAGUGGUGGAUGAUUUAGACAAAGCAAUAAAAGCACAAAAUUAGUCAUGUUUUAAUUUGUCUUUUUCAAUGGGAAACGUGGCCAGUGGACAUAUGCAAGUAGUCAUAUGGCUAGAGUUUGUCAUCUUAAGAGUUAAAGCAACCACUGUGAUUUAACAAGUGACCUGAGGGAGAAAGGAAUUUAUCAAGGUAAUAGGCUUUGAGUCUGUAUUAAUUGUCCUCUUACACUGCUGAGCCCUGAGUCACCUGCCCUGUAAGAUUUGCUCUCCUUGCAUAAUGGAAAUCGGGAGUCAGAAUUCAGCUGUAUUCACAAGGCAGAAAACUUCCCCUCCCCCCCUCUGCCCCCCCCCUCAAAUUCAGUACAUCUGACAGCAGUUUUGUCCAAAUUUCAAGCAUGAGCAAAGUCUACUGAAUGCAAGGGAAAAAUGCUCUUACCUUCUGUUUUCAUCUUGAACAUUCAGAAUCUUCAGAAACUUAUAGGAAGACAUUUAGGACUUUACUGGAACAUGAAGAUACAAGGAAAACAAUUCUAAAGUCACGUAGUUAAGAAUACUGUAUCACGAAUCUUCAGAGUAUCCUUUACCUGUCUGCUUCAUUUACUGCUUUCUUGCAAGUCUUACCUGGGAAGCACAGGUACUGAUAUGUUCUUGGACCGACUGUUAAGACAUGAGCAUAUCUCUGGAUGCAGAGCACACAAGAGGAGGUAGCAUAACACAACUUACUGAAAUGAGAAGUCUACACAAGUGGUCUACAAUUCUUUUUUUGUAAAAAUAAUGCACAGCUGCUGUGUAUGCCUUAAUUGCAGAAGUCACAUCCCUUACUCUAAGAUUAUUUAAUAAAUACUUUGAUAUUCCAA